GCUGGCGUCGGCGGCGUAGUGCGCAGGCGCGGCGGGCGGGCGGGUUUCCCUGGGCUGCAGCCCGCGCCGUCGCCCGCUGGUCCGCCGCCCUGCGCCAUGGCGGGCUGCGCGGCGCGGGCUCCUCCGGGCUCGGAGGCGCGUCUCAGCCUCGCCACCUUCCUGCUGGGUGCCUCCGUGCUCGCGCUGCCGCUGCUCACGCGCGCCGGCCUGCAGGGCCGCACGGGGCUGGCGCUCUACGUAGCCGGGCUCAACGCGCUGCUGCUGCUGCUGUACCGACCGCCGCGCUACCAGAUAGCCAUCCGAGCUUGCUUCCUUGGCUUCGUGUUCGGCUGUGGGGUGCUGCUAAGUUUUAGCCAGUCUUCUUGGAAUCACUUUGGCUGGUACAUGUGCUCACUGUCAUUAUUCCACUACUCUGAAUACUUGGUCACAGCGGUCAACAAUCCCAAGAGCCUGUCGCUGGAUUCUUUCCUCCUCAAUCACAGCCUGGAGUACACCGUGGCUGCUCUUUCUUCUUGGGUCGAGUUCACACUUGAGAACAUCUUCUGGCCAGAACUGAAGCAGAUCACCUGGCUGAGUGCCACGGGCCUGCUGAUGGUCGUCUUUGGAGAAUGUCUGAGGAAAGCGGCCAUGUUUACAGCUGGCUCCAACUUCAACCACGUGGUGCAGAACGAAAAAUCAGAAACCCACACUUUGGUGACUAGUGGGGUGUACGCCUGGUUCCGGCACCCAUCCUACGUUGGCUGGUUUUACUGGAGCAUCGGAACCCAGGUGAUGCUGUGCAACCCCGUCUGUGGCGUCGGCUACGCGCUGACAGUGUGGCGCUUCUUCCGGGACCGCACAGAGGAGGAGGAGAUCUCACUCAUCCACUUUUUUGGCGAGGAGUACCUGGAGUACAAGAAGCGGGUGCCCACGGGCCUGCCUUUUAUAAAAGGGGUCAAGGUGGAGCUAUGACACGCCAGGGGCUGCGGGGCCGUCUGCCCUGUGCUGCCCGGGACAAGACGGCCUCUGGCCGGCCUCUCUGCAGAAUGGAUUUUCUUAGUUAUUUUCUAUGUCACCAUCUACUCUUCUGGAAUAUCAACUUAAUACCCAGUGGUCAGAAGGCCUGAGGACCAAAGGACUGCCCCUGUCCCCCCAGCUUCCCGGGGCAGUGUGUUCUUGGGCUGAAUCAAGGCAGGGUGAGGAUGGAAGGUGGACAAGGAGCACAUAACAGCAAUAUUCGGCAGUGCCCCCGCCCCAGAGGGUGCGCGGGCUGCUGGCCAGCCUUUGAGGCCCCCUUGCACCUAGGCUUGUAACUGAGACCCCUCCGGAGAGGUGGACCCGCUGCUCUGAAUGAGGCUUCUUCAGCAGGAAGGGGUGUGCGGGCCCCAGUGCUUUUAGUUAGAAAUACACUGCAAGUCCUUCCUGUAGCCGAACAGCAGCACGGCUUCGACCUCCUCAUUUCCGCCCCUGGUGCGCAGACACCUGGGAGUCCUCAGGUCCGCAUCCUUGUCCUCCCCGCGAGGCACUUGCUCUUCACGUACUUACUCAUACCUACAGAUCUGCUUUCAGAAAUAGCAGUGUGAAUUCAAAGGGGACACGGCAUUUGUAGCCCCGCCUCUUAUUUGGCAGAGAGGAAGCGGGACACUCAGCCGAUUUGGCUGAGUGGCUUUGUGUUACCAGGGAGCCCAGGCCCCUGCGGCUUCCAGGCUCCCGGCUCCCACCCUUCUCCCAGGUGGGGGCUGUUGCCAGUGGCAGGCACGUCCAACGCGGUCACUUGUCCUCUAUCCAGGAAAUGCCCACUGAGCCCCUGCUCUGCGAGAGGGGUUGUUAAACACUGAGAAGUACUGCUCUCCAUUCCUUUGUCAUUUUAGUAUUUUACCACAGCAUAUAGUUUUGUGUUUUGAUUUAAAUCUAUUACCUAUUGAUUUCUAUGUUCUGAUCUCAAAAUUUCGUAGUCCCUCAUGCCAUUUCAGACUCUUCCAGCGGGGUUCAAGGGCACACACAGCUACAGCACUCAUGUUGACUCGUGAAAGUCCCAAACAGAGCAACCAGCCCCACCUGAGAGUUAGUCGUGGUUUUAUUUCCGAGUUCAGGGAGAACGGUUGGCUCCAUGAGUCGAAUGCUCCAUGAGUCGAGGACAGAGACUUUGAGGCUCUUGUUGAACUCGGAAGGGACAGGACCUCGGUCUCAGUGUGAGGCCCUUGCGUGCGGUUCUGCGGUGGCGCUGGGACACAGGAACAGGACGGUGGCAGAGCCCCGGCUGGAGGGCCGCCCUGACACCACGCCACACCUCGCCACUUCCCAGGAGCCACCUACCUUUCUGUGCCUAGACCGCCCCAUCCGCAGAAUGGGGUCACUACCACCUACCUCACAGGGGUGUCGCGAAGACUUGGAAGAACAGUGUCGGAUGUUUUCAGUACCUAGGUGAGAGGCGACGUUUAAGUAAGAGUUACGUAAAGUGGACACUCGAACCAUGCCAGACACUGGGAAUGCGAGCUGAAAAGAGCGUUUCCCAACGCAAAAUUGGUAUUGAUUUCAAGAAUUCAUGGCCUACUUAGUUUGUUCCUUAUUUUAUAUACCAAAGAGUGUGUAGGUCCGUCGGUCGCUGGCAUGGCACUUGCUGGCAUGAGGACUGGAAAGACCCACCCAACGGCCCUGCAGGGAGUCCUGCGGUCACACUGGCCAAAGCUGCCGCCGGAGCCCUGGUGGGCCCGCGGGACGGCCGCACGCCCGGUCUGAAUGCAAACUCGGGUUAGAACAGCUGUAGACUUGUUCCCCAGACCACACUUGGCAGGUGAAAUCCCACUUAGGAGAAGAACCACAGGGGGGAGAGGGCGGCAGCCAUCCCAGCCCUCUAAGGGGAAGGGCUAGCUACGCCGAGUGGGCGGGGCGUGGACCCAGCGUUCAUGACCCCUGGCGGCCAUCCGUUUGUGUUUUCCUGCUGGAGAGCAGCUAAUGGCAGUUCUGGCUUUGUGGACAGGGAGACAGGGUCUGUUCUUCCUCCACCUGCCAGAGGUCGGAAAGCCCACCAUCCUGCCUCCAGGGGCUCAGGAGGCAGGCCUUGCUCUGCGGGUGCUGCCCUCCCCCCACCCCGGGCUUGACAUUCUCUUCAGCUUUCAGGGAGCAGGUCUGGGGUGGGGGCCCUGAGAACAUUCACACCCUCAUAGUGGUCCCAGGGCGGGAGUCAGCAGUUAUUGGGGAUGAAAGAUGAACUACUUAGGGACGGGGUUUGGCAGGUGAUUGACUUUCGUCUGGCACUGAGACUGAGCUUAUUUUUAACUGUAUAAAUUUAGCAGUGACCGUGUGCUGAGCAGAGAAUCAGGUUAAUGAGGUACAGGCUUUCUGGGUGUUCCCCAGAGCUUUGUGGGCAAAGGCCACGUCUCCAGUUCCCUCAAACUAAAAAACUGUCAGGAGAUUUCUUUUUCCAUUGCGAGUUUUAAAGCACAGAUUCUCAAGUAGAACACAGGUGCUGCACAGAACAAAGUUACUUUGAAGCCGCACGAAAGGACACAUUUUACAGGGAUUUGCAGGCUGGACCGAGAAUGGCAAUUACAGCACAGGGUGGGGGUCGAGCCCCAGAGUCCCCCAGUGCGUGCAGCCCCCCGCCCCGUUCAUCCAGCCCUCUGGGCCGUGGCACGGUGGGGAAAUACUGCUGAGCUGGCUCCUUGUGUUAACAGAUUAGGCUCCGCAAGUCUCAGCUGCAGCUCAUUUUGGUAGCAGCCCUUGUAGCAACCUAGCAUCCCCCGCUGUGCACUUUCUCACUGCCUUAGGCAGCUGCCGUCUCCCACCGUCUUUGCUUCUGUAGAGGACCUGGCACUGCCCGCGUGGUGGGGGCUUGCUCUGGGCCCUGCUACGCAAGCCUGCCGCCCGGGCUGGGGCUCGGGCCGGGGUCGGCAGACCAGCCAUCGGAAGCGCUGGCUCUGGGAAGUGGACGGCUAGUAGAGGAACUAAUGGAGUAAUCGUUUUCCUCUUUUUACAUGCAGAAAUGUUUAUUCAAGUGUUUUAAAUUGGGUUGUGUUUCACAGGUACUGAUACUCUUUCCACACCUGGAAUAAAGCUGUACUUGAUUUCA
This is a messenger RNA of Artibeus jamaicensis (Jamaican fruit-eating bat), 4051 nucleotides long. RefSeq names its product isoprenylcysteine carboxyl methyltransferase (gene ICMT). Gene Ontology annotation, biological process: C-terminal protein methylation. Gene Ontology annotation, cellular component: endoplasmic reticulum; membrane. The coding region runs from base 97 to 951 and encodes 284 amino acids. NCBI's taxonomy places the organism in Eukaryota, Metazoa, Chordata, Mammalia, Chiroptera, Phyllostomidae. Gene Ontology annotation, molecular function: protein C-terminal S-isoprenylcysteine carboxyl O-methyltransferase activity. The record is from RefSeq and is a predicted model, not a curated record. The transcript is spliced from 5 exons.